CGAAAAUGCUGAAUUGACCACGUUCUCGCGGGCAGACUGCGCAGUAUCUCGCCUUUCGCGCCCUAGUUCGUCUUUCAAUCAAAUAUUAGCGAUACGUAUAUUUUUUUUCGUCGAUCAAACCGAGCAAGUUUUCUUUUCUUCCUAUUUGCAGCGCGAAUAGUCCGUUCGUUGACGCCACCCCCGGUCGUCAUUGUUUUGGUGUUUGUCUGUGGCAAGAACGGCAAUGGACUCGACCCACGGUAAGGAGGCUGCAUCCCAUUCAGUAUCACCUCGGGCGCCCCUCGUUCCAUGUACCGCAAACGCGACUCGGCUGGGCUCCGGCACUUCAAAGAACCCAAAUACUCAUAAUCACAUAGAUGCUCUAGCCCUCGCCAAGCCUAGGAAGCGUCCUCGUUCACGCGGCUCAACCGCCUCGAUUCACAGCGCUACGACCCAGGCCAACGUGGAGCAAAGCUUCGCCGAAUCCGCAGACGUGUAUUCUUCACAAUGGCUUCCGAACGGUUCCAGCCAUCCGCGAGAGCUCCCCAAUGGAUCGGCCCAGAUGACGCCGGAAGACCUCCUCCUCGCGUCACAGCUGCAGGCAAGCCGCGACUUCGUACAAGACGCCCCUAUGAAUGCGCCAAUGCAGAACGUUUUUUUCCAUCACCAUAGCCACAGCAUGAGCCGCCAAUCCUUGUCCGCUGAGUCCUUCGCCGGAAACACGAGCUUUGCGGAUGACAGCCAAAUGCUGGAGCGAGAUGUCAACGACGACGGCGAUUCCUUCCAAGGGCACCCGGCGCCAGCUAAGUCUAGCUCGCGAUCUAAUGCCAAUAAUGAGCUUGAGAUGCGGCAGCUGUUCAACAGCAACAAGCAUCGCACCCUAGAGGAUGUCGCCAAGGAGCUGCUCGGCAAUGAUCGUGGGCCCAAUUCGGAGCGCGCACGCCAGGUCUUUGCGAUGCUCUGGAUUAAUAUGGUAUGCUCCACAGGUAAAGGCUCGGUACCAAGAGGGCGUGUCUACGCCCACUAUGCUUCCCGAUGUGCCACUGAGAGGAUUACCGUGUUAAACCCUGCGAGCUUCGGAAAACUGGUUCGGGUGCUCUUUCCCGGUCUAAAGACACGGCGCCUGGGCGUUCGAGGAGAGUCGAAAUAUCACUACGUGAAUUUCCAGCUGAAGGAGGAGCAGCCCGACAUUCGGGAUAGCCCCAUUCCACAUCCGGUACCUUGGCCAGAGAAUCCAUCUUUGUCACAAAACUUCAACACCCUGCCCGCCGCCAACGCUUCCUCCACGCAAUCCGACAGAGCCGCCCUUCCCGCGCCUGCUGGUAUUCAACAAGACGGGCCAAAGGCCACGCGGUCGCGGGAUUUUCAACACAGUCUUUACAAUCAACCGCAGGUGGCCAGUUUCGACCAGUUGCAAUCGACGCUGGGCAAGACGCCACAGCUAUUGCGCUUUUCGACCGAGACUUCCGAGACAUUCAAGCAGACGGACGCAAUCGUCCUCCCUCGAAUCGAACCCUACCUUCCGAAUGGCACGGAUCCCGACGCGGCUAAGUCCCUCGUGGCUCUUUACCGCUCCUACUGCACAUCCCUCGUCGAGUGUAUCCGCUACUGCAAGGAGAAAGCGUUUUUUCACCUUUUUACGUCAUUCCAGGGCACCCUUACCAUGCCCGUACAGAAGCUCUUCGCAAACCCGGCCAUUGCGCCGUGGAUAGAAGAAUGCGACUUCGUCCUCUACCAGCGCAUGAUGCGCAUUGUCUCAGGAUUGACUCUGCAGGUCGUGCCCAAGCCCGUUCUCGACACGCUGCGCAACAUCUCGGAGCGGCUCGUACCGCAUAUCCGGGAAUCCUUCCAAGGGCAGCCUCUCCAUGUGGUAAAGGCUAAGGAGGCGCCAGCUACCAUCUUUGCAGGGUUGCUGGACAGGGCAUUGCGAGUCAAUCUCACAGCUCAUGCAGCCGCAAAUAUGUUGUCAAACCCUGCGAACCGCGAUUUGAUGUAUAUGGAGUGGAUCACCAUGAUCAACGUUCGAAAGCUGGCCGAGAGCAUCCCGUCGCGCGGGAUGGAUGAUGUCGUCAAUCUCCUGCUCAACGAGAUGCGAGAUUUGCUCAACCCGGUCAACGUCCCAUGGGAGAUGGAGUGCUUGACGGUACAAGGCGAGAUCGCCAUGCGGAAUGGCAAGGCUCCACCUGAGGGAGAUAAUGAAGACGCGGAGUCGUCGAACGUGCUGGAUCGUUGGGUGAACCUGCUCCGUUCCCUUCCAAGCCGGUUCCCCUACGCGUCUGACACGGAUCUCGUCUGGUGUGUUCAGAGGCUGAGCACGGCGCUGAUGAGAGACCUUACGAUCGGGCAAGGGAAGAGCUUCGGGUCAUGGUGGGUAACAAAAUGCUGGAUCGACGAGAUGAUUCAGUUCAUGGCAGAGCAAGGGGGCUUCAUGCAACAGAAGUCUACCCAGAGCUUUAAUGCGGCCCCGAAGCGGCAAACGGCAAACCGGGAGACGAGCCACAAGGGGUCACGGUAUAGCAGUGCCAGUGAUGAUUUUGGCAUGCCGCGUGUGCCCGAGUCACAACCGGACCGGGCGUCGCUCCCCUCUGGGCCGGCAUCCAACACACAGCAGACAACGCAUGACGAUAGCGGGAUAGGCAUCAGGACGCCCGACGAGGAGCUACCAGGCGACAAAUUCAGCCUCACUCCGGCAACUACGCAGGACCUGUUUGCCGGGACAGAGUUGCAGGACGAGCUGGGCGAUAUAUAAAAAUUUUGUUUACCUUUACGGUGGAUGACGGUGUUUGUGGGAUCUAUCUUUCGAGGCUGUUUUACUAGGGAUGGUGUUGUGGCGUCAUGCAUCAACGGGGAAUUGCUUCUGCCCUGGUGUCA
Messenger RNA from Thermothelomyces thermophilus ATCC 42464, 2850 nucleotides. RefSeq lists its product as uncharacterized. The transcript has 3 exons. NCBI's taxonomy places the organism in Eukaryota, Fungi, Ascomycota, Sordariomycetes, Sordariales, Chaetomiaceae. The record is from RefSeq and is a predicted model, not a curated record. Gene Ontology annotation, biological process: regulation of transcription by RNA polymerase II. Gene Ontology annotation, molecular function: DNA-binding transcription factor activity, RNA polymerase II-specific; RNA polymerase II cis-regulatory region sequence-specific DNA binding. Bases 224 to 2728 code for a protein of 834 amino acids.